AUGGAGACUCGAUCUCCAUGUUUGGCUGUCGUGAUCCUUGGGGUUGUCUUUGCCGCCUUCUUUGCGGCCUUUGUUGAGUCUGAUCAUAGCUCUGAAUCGCCGCCGCCGCCGCCGCCGUCUAAAAGCAAGAAAUCGUCGUCACCUCCACCGCCGCCGCCACCUAAUUUGAAAGGCGAGAAACAAGCUUAUGAACAGCCACCACCGUCUCCGCCGCUCGACCGUAAUGGCAAAUCCAAAUCCUCCUCUUCCUCCGACAGCGAGGAACAAGAACAUCGCAAGAAACGGGAACACCAUCAUCAUCUGCCGCCGCCGCGGCAGAAACAGAAAAAGAGCAAGAAGAUGAACGCCGGGAAGAUGAUCGGAUUGGCUUUCGCGGGAGUUGCAGCUAUCUUGCAAGUAGCUGUUGUUGGAUUCUUGGUUUUCAAGAGAAAGCAGCUAAUACUGAAAGAUAGAUAUGAACCGUAUUCUGCUUCAUGA
Molecule: messenger RNA, 477 nt
Organism: Linum tenue
Lineage: Eukaryota; Viridiplantae; Streptophyta; Magnoliopsida; Malpighiales; Linaceae
Source: the annotation of a GenBank genome assembly